Molecule: messenger RNA, 3248 nt
Organism: Dromiciops gliroides (monito del monte)
Lineage: Eukaryota; Metazoa; Chordata; Mammalia; Microbiotheria; Microbiotheriidae
Gene: PHYHIP
Product: phytanoyl-CoA 2-hydroxylase interacting protein
Exons: 5
Coding region: 464-1459 (331 amino acids)
Cellular component (GO): cytoplasm
Molecular function (GO): protein binding
Source: RefSeq, a predicted model, not a curated record
ACCUGACGCUGCGCAGUCACCGAUCCCAUUGGUGGAGCCAGAUUCAGUCGUUUGCUCUCCCUCUUUCUCUCUCUCUCCCUCUCUCUCCCCCCUCUCUCUCUCCCCCUCUCCUUUUCCCUUUCCCUCUCUCUCGCUCCUUCUCUUGCUCUGUCCCCUAGUCUCUCCCUCCACAUUGCUUUGAUUUUCCUUUUUCUCCUCUCCGUGAGGCUAGGAGACAUUUCACUGGAGGCAGCAGGCAGUGUAUGCCCCAGAGGGAGAGAGACAGGCGCUGCCAGGGGAAGAAGCCGCAUGGAAGAAAGGUCCUCAGCUUCCCAGAGCCCAGCAAGGCAGUGAAAGCCAGGAGUGCAGUGCCUGCUGCCUGCCCCAGCCCCGCAGGGGAGCAGGUCCGCACAGUGGUCCCCCUUCCUUACCAGGUCUUCUUCUGCAGCACCUGGUGGAGACAGGAGCUGAGACAGAGGAGAACAUGGAAAUGCUGCUGUCCACCCCACACAGCAUUGAGAUCAAUAACAUCACCUGUGACUCCUUUCGCAUCUCCUGGGCCAUGGAGGGCAGUGACCUAGAGAGGGUCACCCAUUACUUCAUUGACCUCAACAAGAAGGAGAAUAAGAACUCCAACAAAUUCAAGCAUAGGGACGUGCCCACAAAACUUGUGGCAAAAGCAGUGCCCCUGCCCAUGACAGUGAGGGGUCACUGGUUCCUGAGCCCUCGUACAGAGUACAGUGUGGCUGUGCAAACUGCAGUGAAGCAAAGCGAUGGAGAAUACCUGGUGUCUGGAUGGAGUGAGACAGUCGAGUUCUGCACAGGAGAUUAUGCCAAAGAGCAUUUGGCACAGUUGCAAGAGAAGGCAGAACAGAUCGCCGGGCGUAUGCUCCGAUUCUCCGUCUUCUAUCGGAACCAGCACAAGGAGUACUUCCAGCAUGCCAGGACUCACUGUGGGAACAUGCUUCAGCCUUACUUGAAGGACAACAGCGGGAGUCACGGCUCUCCUACCAGUGGGAUGCUCCACGGCGUUUUCUUCAGCUGCAACACUGAAUUCAACACCGGCCAGCCCCCCCAGGACUCGCCCUACGGCCGCUGGCGCUUCCAGAUCCCCGCCCAGCGCCUCUUCAACCCCAGCACCAACCUCUACUUCGCGGACUUCUAUUGCAUGUACACGGCCUACCACUACGCCAUUCUGGUGUUGGCCCCCAAAGGCUCCCAGGGUGACCGUUUCUGCCGGGACCGCCUUCCCCUUCUGGACAUUGCCUGUAACAAAUUUCUGACCUGCAGCGUGGAGGAUGGGGAGCUGAUCUUCCGCCACGCCCAGGAUCUCAUUCUGGAGCUCAUCUACACGGAACCCGUCGACCUGUCGCUUGGCACUCUGGGGGAAAUCAGUGGACACCAGCUGAUGAGCCUUUCCACCGCUGACGCCAAGAAAGACCCCAGUUGCAAGACCUGCAAUAUCAGUGUGGGGCGCUAGGGACUCCGAGGGGCUGGGGGGGGAGGAGGGGAUGGGGUUGUGAGGGGACUGAUGUGGAGAGGACAAGGGAGAUGAGGUCUGUGGGAGGGAACGUCAGUUGGCUUCGGGCUAGAGAGCUGGGCUUCUCUCUCGUCUCCUCCUGACUCCCAUUCCCAAGCCAUGCUGGCCUCUCUCCCCUCCUCCCCCAGCACCGGUGGGAUAAAGGGAUCCCCCUGUUCAGCCGGCACUCCAAGUGGAAGCAAGUCACAAAGCUCCUUCUUUGUCCAGAAGGGCCUGGCCUUGCUUCUGUAGGUGUGGCCCACCCUGUCUGAUGGCUCUGGCAAAGGUUUUGGCCAGGUUGGGGUGGGCUGGCUUUUUCUGAGGUUUCCUUUCUCCUGUAAUCUCCCUGUUCUGCUGUUCCCACUUCACUCUUGCCUGGCCCUAGGUAGCACUGUCCCGGUCCUGGAUAGGGCUUCUGGUCCUCAGUCCUAGCCCCCAUGGAGACUCUCUGGGCUCCAUCUUCCUGACACUUGUUUCCAGGAAAGAUUGUGUAGGGAGGCUUGGGGAGCUCUUCUCCUCAGCCCCCGCCCACCUUACCAAGAAUCAACCGUGAAAUUCCCCCAUGUCUUUUUUUGAGCCCCAGACUCAAAUACCUAUUCCCUAAGCAGCUCCCACAACCAGGCCCAGACCUCUCUCCUUUAUAAAUAGUCUCCUUUCAAUGUGACUUCUUGGCUGUCCCUUGUCCCUGCUAUAUCCCUAGGAAUGGCUACCCCCACCCUACCCCAGGGUCUCCUGCUUCCCAGAAGAGGGACCUUCUUUCUUUUCUAUGCCUUGUGGGCACUUAGCUGUUGUUUUCAUUUUUCCCCUUUCUUUUCCUUCCAGGGAGUUGAUGUGCCCCUUUGUCCCAAAGCAGCAGAACUUGGACUAUAAUUAAUUGGGGUUGAGGAUGGGGAGCAAGGGGUAGGAAAGCACUGGUACUCAGAAAUGCCCUUUCUCCAGCCGGGAAUGGACUCUUUACCCCAAUCAGGGCCAGCAUGGAGCUGGAGUGCCACAGACUUUCCUCCAGGGGCCCCUGGCACCACGCCCGGCUAGCCUGCUUCUCUCUCUGUUUGCCAUGGUGCCGUGCCUGUGUUGUACCUGUGCAUAAGUCAGACUGGCUUCUCCCACAACCACCUGCCUAGGCCUUUUCUUUUCACCUGGAGGGAUCUGGCAUAGCUCACUGGGGCCCAUUGGAUUUUGCCAGAGCAGGUCCCAAUUGGGCAGGGUACCCCCCCUUCCCUUGGGAUUACUUGGGACUCCCCAGGGAAACAUGCCAAGCUCGGGGCAGCCACCCAGGGGCUUCCUAGGGAUUUCACAUAGUUGUGAUAACAAGUCAGGGGGUAGACUCCUAAGAAGGGGGUCUGAUAGCAGGUGAAUCCCUUCUUGGGAUUGGUAGUUAAGGGGAGAUCAGAGCUUAAGUCAGGCAGAGAAGGAGGUGACAGUGACUUCCACAGAUAAGGAACUAACUGGGCCAAAGGAGUAGCAGAUCCUUUUCUGAGAACAAGACAACUUUAUCCUCAGAUGGAAGGAUGAAUGGUUAAAGGACGGUGACCCUGCGAUGGGGCUGAAGGCAGCUGGUGUGAAUGGAUUGGGCUCUGAGAUGCUUGGAAGAGGAGAACACAUAGACACUUCUGGCCCUUCCUGUUCCCUCUGCUUACUACAAUGGCAGCAAGAGGUCCUUCCCUUCUGCCCCAGUCCAUGUGUCUGACCUUUGCUGAUGGCCUGCCUGUGCUGUGCUUACAAUGUGCAUCAAUAAACCACUACCACCAGA